ACUGUGCUCAGGUAUUUCUGUGCAUCUUGUGCUGCAAUACCUGAGUUUCACCACGUGGUGUCACUAGAGAGCAAGACUAGAAUUAAUUCAAACGUAGAAGAAGAAACGUUUGCAUGAUGUCUCACUCUGCUGCUUUUUUCUUGGACGAGACUUUCUGAGAGUUUAUUGUAGAUUUUCUCUGAAAUAGAGAUGUAAUUACAUUUAAAUAUUAACUCAAGCACUUAUUAGACAUGUGUUUACUGAAGAGGAUCUUUGUCCUGUUUGUGUGUUUCAGUCUCCUUGCUACUUUGUCUCCAUUUCUCUCUGAAACAAUGAUCAAAACUGGACUUUUGGGGCUGAGGAAUGUCUUUGGACGUGGACAGGUGCUUUCUGCAGCUGCUGCGAGAUCCUUGCACAGCCAGGCCCAGCCCUCAGGAGAGCAUGUCCCCCCGGCACGUCCAGAAACCUCCAGCGCCAGGUCCAUGAUGGACUUCGGGACCCGCCGGAUCUUCAACGAGGACCACGAUCUCCUCAGAGAGAGUGUGAGGCGCUUCUUUCUGGAGGAAGUGGUUCCACAUCACAAGGAGUGGGAGAAGGCCGGCCAGGUGAGCAGGGAGGUGUGGGAGAAAGCCGGUGAGCAAGGCCUCCUGGGAGUGAUGGUACCAGAGCACCACGGCGGCAUUGGAGCUGACCUGUUUUCUGCUGCGGUCACAUGGGAGGAGCAGAUGUACUCCAACUGCACAGGCCCGGGUUUCGCCUUGCACUCUGAGAUCGUCAUGCCUUACAUCGUCAACUACGGCAGCCAGGAGCAGAUCGAUCGCUUCAUUCCUAAGAUGCUUUCUGGGAAGUGCAUCAGCGCGAUUGCAAUGACGGAGCCAGGAGCAGGAAGUGAUCUUCAAGGUGUCAGGACCAACGCUAAGAGGGACGGCAGCGACUGGAUCCUCAACGGCAACAAGGUGUUCAUCACAAACGGUUGGAUGGCGGACCUUGUCGUGGUGGUUGCUGUGACGAACCGUGAGGCGAAGACGGCGGCGCACGGCAUCAGUCUGUUCCUGGUGGAGGACGGCAUGAAGGGAUUCCAUAAAGGACGCAAGCUGGAGAAGAUCGGCCUGAAGGCGCAGGACACGGCUGAACUGUUUUUUGAGGAUGUGCGGCUUCCAGACAGCGCCCUCUUGGGAGGCCUCAACAAGGGUUUCUACUACCUGAUGAAUGAGCUGCCUCAGGAGCGUCUGAUGAUCGCUGACAUGGCCAUAGCGAGCGCUGAGUUUAUGUUUGAGGAAACCAGGAACUAUGUGACGCAGAGGAAGGCUUUCGGCAAGACGAUCGCUGACCUGCAGACUGUGCAGCACAAGCUGGCCGAGCUGAAAACAGAGAUCUGCGUGGGUCGAUCCUUCCUCGAUAACUGCCUUCAGCUCCAUGCUGAGAAGCGUCUGGACCCCAGCACAGCUUCCAUGGGCAAGUACUGGGCAUCUGACCUCCAGAACAAGGUGGCCACUCAGUGCCUGCAGCUCCAUGGAGGGUGGGGCUACAUGUGGGAAUACCCCAUUGCCAAGGCCUUUGUGGACUCCCGCAUUCAGCCCAUCUACGGAGGCACCAACGAGAUCAUGAAAGAGCUGAUCGCACGCACCAUCGUCAGCCAGAAGUGAGAACAGGCAGGAGAG
This is a messenger RNA of Notolabrus celidotus (New Zealand spotty), 1640 nucleotides long. It is a transcript of the gene acadl, whose product is annotated as acyl-CoA dehydrogenase long chain. The record is from RefSeq and is a predicted model, not a curated record. Gene Ontology annotation, cellular component: mitochondrion. Gene Ontology annotation, biological process: carnitine metabolic process, CoA-linked; long-chain fatty acid catabolic process; fatty acid beta-oxidation using acyl-CoA dehydrogenase. Gene Ontology annotation, molecular function: long-chain fatty acyl-CoA dehydrogenase activity; flavin adenine dinucleotide binding. NCBI's taxonomy places the organism in Eukaryota, Metazoa, Chordata, Actinopteri, Labriformes, Labridae. The coding region runs from base 231 to 1625 and encodes 464 amino acids. The transcript is spliced from 13 exons.